Pseudocercospora fijiensis CIRAD86 is the source of this 243-nucleotide messenger RNA. RefSeq lists its product as uncharacterized. Gene Ontology annotation, biological process: translation. The annotation marks the transcript as partial. Gene Ontology annotation, molecular function: structural constituent of ribosome. The transcript has a single exon. NCBI's taxonomy places the organism in Eukaryota, Fungi, Ascomycota, Dothideomycetes, Mycosphaerellales, Mycosphaerellaceae. Gene Ontology annotation, cellular component: mitochondrial large ribosomal subunit; ribosome. The record is from RefSeq and is a predicted model, not a curated record.
CUGCCUUAUUACGUAUCAAGAUCAAAUUUCAACUCGCUACCAGUUUACUUGUUGAGGAAAAGGGGUGGAAAUCUGAAGCAGACAAGAAUAAAGAACAUUGACGGGGACCGGUUGAAAAUGAAGGAGGAGCUAUGCAAGGCGUUGGAGCUUCCGGCUGAUAAAGCAGCGGUGAAUUCGGUGACUGGGCACAUUAUUGUGAGAGGGCAUUGGAAGCCACAAGUGGAACGGUUUCUGAGGGAGAGG